Erinaceus europaeus (western European hedgehog) is the source of this 1462-nucleotide messenger RNA. RefSeq names its product gap junction protein beta 2 (gene GJB2). Gene Ontology annotation, cellular component: connexin complex. Gene Ontology annotation, biological process: cell communication. The record is from RefSeq and is a predicted model, not a curated record. NCBI's taxonomy places the organism in Eukaryota, Metazoa, Chordata, Mammalia, Eulipotyphla, Erinaceidae. Bases 172 to 852 code for a protein of 226 amino acids. The transcript has 2 exons.
GUGCGGGGUGCGGUUAAAAGGCGCCGCAGCAGCGGGCAGGUGGAAGUCUCCGGCGCCGGCCCAGCUCUCCCGGCCCGGCCAGGACCGGCCUGCGCCCCGGACCUCCCGGAGCCCCCGCAACCCCCACACCCAUCUCGGAUUCCGCCGCAGGACACCUAGGACCCCGAGAAGAUGGACUGGAGCGCGUUGCACACCAUCCUAGGUGGGGUGAACAAGUACUCCACCAGCAUCGGCAAGAUCUGGCUGACGGUGCUGUUCAUCUUUCGUGUCAUGAUCCUGGUGGUGGCGGCCAAAGAGGUGUGGGGGGAUGAGCAGGCAGAUUUCACCUGCAACACGCUGCAGCCGGGCUGCAAGAACGUGUGUUAUGACCACUUCUUCCCCGUCUCCCACAUCCGCCUGUGGGCACUGCAGCUCAUCUUCGUAUCCACACCCGCACUGCUGGUGGCCAUGCACGUGGCCUACCGGCGGCAUGAGAAGAAGAGAAAAUUCAUCAAGGGUGAGAUGAAGAGCGAGUUCAAAGACCUGGAGGAGCUCAAGAGCCAGAAGGUGCGCAUCCAGGGCUCGCUGUGGUGGACCUACACCAGCAGCAUCUUCUUCCGCAUCAUCUUCGAGGCUGCUUUCAUGUACAUUUUCUACGUCAUGUAUAACGGCUUCCACAUGCAGCGCCUGGUCAAGUGCACCGCCUGGCCUUGCCCCAACUCUGUGGACUGCUUCGUCUCCAGACCCACCGAGAAGACCGUCUUCACCUUCUUCAUGAUUGCUGUCUCUGGCAUUUGCAUCCUGCUCAACGUCACUGAGCUGUGCUACCUGCUCAUUCGGUAUUGUUCCGGCAAAUCCAAGAAACCGGUCUAACGCCUUUCCCUGAACACACACACGCACACACACACACACACACACACACACACACACACACACACACACACACUGGCCAUUAGAGGGUGGGUGAGGCAACCUGCUUAGCUGUCAACCUAGAGAGAUUCUUAUCAGUGGCAUGGCCAUUGAAAAUAUCUGUCUCUCAAGAGACAUCCAAGUGCCUUCAAGGGGAGCUCUCCUCUGCUUUAACCUGAACCCCUAGGCUGGGCUCCCUGCUUUUGUUCCUUCUUUCCUGUUCAAUCCUAUGCUGCUAGGGGGUGUGGAUAUGAGAUGCUUGCUACUUUCCUUUUAUUUUUUUCUGUCUUUUUUAAAAUUUGGUAGCACAGAGAGAAACUGAUAGGGGAGAUAAAGUGAGAGAGAAAGAGAGACUCCUGCACCACUCCUCCACUGUUUUUGAAGAUUCCCUUCUGCAGUUGUGGACAAGGGUUUGAACACGUCCUUGCACAGGGUGACUUGUGCACUCUACCAGUGUGUCACUGCCCAGCCCCAUGUACUGCUUUUUUAAACAGAGUAUCUAGCUUGGUUUCUCUUUCUUUGAGGGAAGGCAACAAGUCCUGGGUUUUGUGGGGGGGGGGUUUUGCUUUGUUUG